CCUGCCUCCAACACGCUUGUGUUUCAAACCCUAACUUCCGGCCCGCUAGCCGGUUCCGGUCCCCGCCUUUCACUUCCGGUCGCUUUCGGUUCCGCUGCUGCCGGUGCCCGCAUCCGCUGCCGCUGUUUCCGCCGCGCUGCAGGUACCAUUUCCUGAAGGAAAGCUAUCUCAUAUGUUUCAAGGAUGGCUCUCCCUAUCAUUGUAAAAUGGGGAGGACAGGAAUAUUCAGUGACCACACUUUCUGAAGAUGACACUGUGCUAGAUCUCAAACAGUUUCUCAAGACUCUUACUGGAGUGCUGCCAGAGCGCCAAAAAUUACUUGGACUCAAAGUUAAAGGCAAACCUGCAGAAAAUGAUGUUAAGCUUGGAGCUCUCAAACUGAAACCAAAUACUAAAAUCAUGAUGAUGGGAACUCGUGAGGAGAGCUUGGAAGAUGUCUUAGGUCCACCUCCUGACAAUGAUGAUGUUGUCAAUGACUUUGAUAUUGAAGAUGAAGUAGUUGAAGUAGAAAAUAGGGAAGAAAACCUACUGAAAAUUUCUCGCAGAGUGAAAGAUUACAAAGUUGAAAUUUUGAAUCCUCCCAGGGAAGGAAAAAAACUUUUGGUACUCGAUGUUGAUUAUACAUUAUUUGACCAUAGGUCUUGUGCAGAGACAGGAGUAGAAUUAAUGCGGCCAUAUCUUCAUGAGUUCUUAACAUCUGCAUAUGAGGAUUAUGACAUUGUUAUAUGGUCUGCAACAAAUAUGAAGUGGAUUGAAGCAAAAAUGAAAGAGCUGGGAGUGAGCACAAAUGCAAAUUAUAAGAUUACCUUCAUGUUGGAUAGUGCUGCUAUGAUAACAGUGCAUACUCCAAGGAGAGGGUUAAUAGAUGUAAAGCCUCUUGGUGUUAUAUGGGGAAAGUUUUCGGAGUUUUACAGCAAAAAAAACACCAUUAUGUUUGAUGACAUAGGAAGAAAUUUUCUAAUGAACCCACAGAAUGGACUAAAGAUAAGGCCUUUUAUGAAAGCACACCUAAAUCGAGAUAAAGACAAAGAACUUUUAAAAUUAACUCAGUACCUCAAGGAAAUAGCAAAGUUAGAUGACUUUUUGGACCUAAAUCACAAAUAUUGGGAAAGGUAUCUCUCAAAGAAGCAAGGACAGUAGUUACAAGUUAAACUGGCAGAUAUUGAAGAUACUUGAGAUCCAAGAACUUCUUGCUUUUAUGCUAGAAAUCAUUAUGAUAGUGCUGGACACUGCAGCAAAUACCAGACUGCUUAUACUUGGUCUUCCAGUUUUUUGUAAAUUUAAUUUUAUAUUUUUUGAAGAUCACAGCAAUAUGCUAAAAAAAUAAAUCCUUUUUCUUCCCUGGUUACUUUUGAGAAAUAUUUUUUCCAUUAUUGAGUACUGAGUUUUUUCCCCAAAACCAUUAAAAAAAGUGGACAACAAGUA
Molecule: messenger RNA, 1425 nt
Organism: Manis pentadactyla (Chinese pangolin)
Lineage: Eukaryota; Metazoa; Chordata; Mammalia; Pholidota; Manidae
Gene: UBLCP1
Product: ubiquitin like domain containing CTD phosphatase 1
Exons: 11
Coding region: 184-1140 (318 amino acids)
Biological process (GO): protein dephosphorylation
Cellular component (GO): nucleus
Molecular function (GO): protein serine/threonine phosphatase activity; protein binding
Source: RefSeq, a predicted model, not a curated record